This is a messenger RNA of Xylaria bambusicola, 3634 nucleotides long. RefSeq lists its product as uncharacterized. NCBI's taxonomy places the organism in Eukaryota, Fungi, Ascomycota, Sordariomycetes, Xylariales, Xylariaceae. The record is from RefSeq and is a predicted model, not a curated record. The coding region runs from base 318 to 3194 and encodes 958 amino acids. Gene Ontology annotation, biological process: protein ubiquitination; ubiquitin-dependent protein catabolic process; mitotic cell cycle checkpoint signaling. Gene Ontology annotation, molecular function: ubiquitin-protein transferase activity; metal ion binding; protein binding. Gene Ontology annotation, cellular component: nucleus. The transcript is spliced from 2 exons.
UGCGCGUUUCCAUCUGUGAAGUCGCAGAAAUUUGAACCAUUGCAAGUACGGUAGUACAUAUAUAGUAUGUAGGCAGACAGCCUGCCGAUACUUGAGGUGCACCUCGUUGUUCGUCAGGGCGAAGCGGGCCAAGGCAACAUUUUAUCAGGUGCUCGUUACUUAGCGCCGCCGCCACCAAAGCUGACAGCUCACCUGCAGCCAGUCUGUCGUGUCCGGAAAACAAUAGGUAUUCUUUCCAUAUCUAUAUUUAUUCAUAUAUAUUAUAUAAUUCCCAUACAGUCUUUCUAUUCCAGCAUUCUUCGUUCUGCGGAGCCGCCAUGGCUGCCACAAAGUCAGGAGUUGACUUGGAAAAAGAGUUGAAUUGCUCGAUUUGCACCGAGCUUUUGUUCCAACCGUUAACUCUGCUCGACUGUCUGCAUACUUUCUGCGGCUCUUGUCUGAAAGACUGGUUCGAGUGGCAGAAGAUCUCGGCGGAAACCUCACCGACCCCUCCCGCUUCCGGCGCUAUCAAAUUCACUUGCCCGUCCUGUCGCGCACAUGUCCGGGACACGCGCCGCAACGCUACCGUCACGAGUCUGCUCGACAUCUUUCUCGCCUCGAGCCCUGACAAGGCCAGAUCGGAAGCAGAACAGGAUGAGUUGCGCCGGAAGUAUCGCCCGGGGGAUAAUGUCCUCCCGCAGAUUCGCCUACCUGAGCGGUCUGCUGAAGAGCGCCGGGCAGACCAACUGGAACGCCAGAUGAUAGAGCGGGCGCGUGAGAUGAGCUUACGUGAUGUUGGCGUUGAAUCAUCAGCGCGGAGGCGCCGCGAUCAAAGUCGAUCCGAGGGAGGCAGCAGAAGCAGGCCAGAGAGAGACGGCAGCCAAGACACGCGACACCGAUCCCGACGGGAGGAUGAGCGCAGGCACCGGGCCGGUUCCGCGGGGAUGCUGCGUCCUGAGUCGGGAUCUUCUGAGGAGCGACGACGCCGUCGCAGCGAGUCACGCCAUCGGUCCGACUUGGCACACUCCACGCGCGAUUCCUCAUCCACGAGGACACGGCAGGUCGAGCACCAGGCCUCGAUAAGGUCGUUGAUUAGCUCCUCGAAUGUGGAUGCGAGAGAUUUGGAACGCGAAAUCGAUGAAUUCGCCCGCCAGAUACAAGAAGAAGGCUUGCUCGACGGCUUGGAUCUUGAUAACAUCGACUUGAGCCGCAACGAUGAAUUAAGUCGCAAGAUCACCGAGGCGUACCGGAGACGGCAGAGGGAGCGCUCACAGCUGGAAUCUACGAGAAGAAGUAAUAACUCUACGCCAGCGAGUCGAUCACAAACCGUAUUGCCGCUACCUAGGCCCCCUGUUGCAGACACUCUACGUCCAGGUAGCAGGCAGAGGUCAAAUUCUGCCCACACGAGAGGCUCAAGCAUUGGGAGUCAAGCUGAUGACCGUAGCCGCCCCCCUAUGACAUCGGCACGUCUAGAUGUUCACAGCGAUUCUGAAAGGCGACGACAAAGGAGGAUGUCGAGCGGCGCCAGGAGUGCAACCGACCCCGUUCGACCUACUAUGGCUGAGGUACCUCCAGCAGCCCGGUCUCAGACGGACUUGACUCUACGCUCCCAAAGUUCUGAUCCAUCGACCCGUCGGCCUUCUAUCGCGGAUGGGCGAAGCUCUAGCAUGCCUGUAGAUAAUCCUUCAUUGGCUCCAGUGUCAGCUGAACAGCCUAGUAAUAGUACGAGAGAUUUAUCUUUCAGUCAAAGAGCCUCAGCUGCUGCCCAAGCAUCUUCAAAUCUGGUUCCCUCGCCUCUGUUUUCACCCGUCGAUGACUCUGGUGACGAACGUCCAAAGCGACGACGAAGGCGUUCAAGUGCAGUGGCACCCCAGAGCCCACUACCUAGCCUUGGGUUAAUAUCUUCGCCUACGCAUCGACCAAAUCACCAGCGGACACGAUCGCAAUUUUAUCAAGAGCCCUCAAUUACGUGUUCCCGCUGCCAAACGCCCCAUAUCGAGUACGACCUGCACUACAACUGUGCACAAUGUAGCGGUGGCGGGUGGAAUAUCUGCUUAAAGUGUUAUCGAGAAGGCAAGGGCUGCCGCAACUGGUACGGGUUCGGAUAUGCCGCCUUGAAGAACUGGGAACGGAAGUCUGCUACUGUCGAUCAUCCCCUCGAACCACCACAUAGGCUAACUGCAAAUCGAUACCUUCCACCUCACUCCACUCCAGGCGGUGCUGUAGGCCGGAAGACCCUAACGACGGAGGACCCCGCCAACCGCCUCGAAAGCGGUAUGUUCUGCGUGCGUUGCAGCGCCUGGGUCAAUGAGUGCUAUUGGCGAUGCGACGUGUGUAAUGACGGGGACUGGGGCUUUUGCAACCCCUGUGUCAACCAAGGCUACGCUUGUACACACUCUUUACUGCCUUUGACUUACCUAUCACCACCCCCUUCACCUUUGCUUCUUCCUUCUCCGUCUGUGCCUCAUCCAGGCUCUACCCCGCCUGGAAGUCCCAGACUUGGACAAGGACACCAUCGUCGGCCGCGCUCCGCUACAUUAUUCACUGGCCCCACAGCUACGAGUAUUGGUAAUUUCAGACCGUUGACGUUCAUGACUACGUGUGAUGUCUGCCGACGGUCUAUACCGCCCUCUGAUCGUCGAUACCAUUGUAGUGCGUGUACGAGCACUAUUGUUCCGGAAACCCAGCCUGGGGACUAUGAUGUUUGCUUUGAAUGCUACGGCGACCUCCUGCGAGAUGGCCAGCUUUCUGCUGAUAAUGGGCCUGCAGGUUGGCGGCGAUGUUUGAGCGGUCACCGUAUGAGCAUAGUCGGCUAUGUCGAGGACAAAGGUGGGCUGAGACGUGUGGCGAUACGGGAUCUCGUUGGUGGGAAUGGGCUUUCGAUAGAGGCCCAUGAGAGCGAUCCUGCACUCCAGAAAUGGUGUUGGUACAUAGAAGGCUCUAAAGCACAGCGUCUUGUGACUGUGGAUGUGGCUGCUAGCCCAGUCGACCAGCAGCAAACAGACUUCCCUCCCGACGGGGGAGCAGGCCUCAGAGGAAAUGCCGUAUGGUCGUGGUACCCGGCCCCCGACGCGGAGGAUGAGCUGAUGUUUCCCCGUGGCGCCGAAGUUCGUGAAAUCGAGGACGUCAACGGGGAUUGGUGCUUCGGGUCAUAUAUGGGUGCUAAGGGACUAUUCCCUACGCCAUACGUGAAGGAUAUGCUUCCAGACGCAUGAGAAAAGGAGGGCGUGUGCCUUUAUACUUGGUCUAUUCACUUUCGAACCUUUGUUUACAGCGAGGAUAUGUGGCUUGGUGAUUCAUUGACAGGCUUUUAGCAUUGAACUCAAAUUUGACAUACUAAUAUGUGAAGUCAGGUUUACAUGAAUCAUUGGCUUUCCCACUCUCGGUAUCCUGGGAGAGUGUACAGUAAAGUCGUGAGGCUGGAGGCAGAUCCAAUUAUCGUUAGUGAACUGUUUACUGUGUCUAUAACUCAAACAACGACCGUCGUCCAUGUAUAGUCGAUGAAAAGCAAAUAAUUGAUUCAGCCCAGCUAUGAAUAUAUGUGUCAUUCUCCUUGUUAUCUAGAUACUGGUGGCCAUCUUAUAUAUGUGAGCAGACAUGAUCUAAGUAAAAAAUUAAAAAUUAAAAUAAAUCGGUCACCUUUUGAUUAUGAAAC